This is a messenger RNA of Jaculus jaculus (lesser Egyptian jerboa), 1899 nucleotides long. It is a transcript of the gene Slc52a2, whose product is annotated as solute carrier family 52 member 2. The transcript is spliced from 4 exons. NCBI's taxonomy places the organism in Eukaryota, Metazoa, Chordata, Mammalia, Rodentia, Dipodidae. Gene Ontology annotation, biological process: riboflavin transport. The record is from RefSeq and is a predicted model, not a curated record. Bases 321 to 1655 code for a protein of 444 amino acids. Gene Ontology annotation, molecular function: riboflavin transmembrane transporter activity. Gene Ontology annotation, cellular component: plasma membrane.
GUCUCGUUUUCCCGCCAGCAGCCAGGUGGGUUCGCCAACCUCGUCUUCUAACCUGGAGCCUCGCUUUGGGCCUGCUUCCUGCUCGUCCUUGCGCCAGCUCCUUUGUACCUGCGACUCCUGAUCCUCCUACCGCGCCCCUCCAGGUAACCUAGCUUUGCAGUCUGUCCAGACCUGACUUCGGUUCUGGCCCACGUGCCUGUUUCCUCCACCUGGAAGAGGCCUGGCUCUGGCCUCUGAAAAGCCAGAGAAUCUUGGGACCUAGGUAGGGCACCUAGCGGGCUGUGACCUUCGCCCCGCCCUGGAGGGUCUCCUUCGGCAGAAUGGCAGCACCCCCGCUGUGCCGUCUGGUGCUGACCCAUCUGCUAGUUGCCCUCUUCGGCAUGGGCGCCUGGGCUGCAGUCAACGGGAUCUGGGUGGAGCUGCCCGUGGUGGUGAAAGAGCUCCCGGAGGGCUGGAGCCUCCCUUCGUACCUUUCUGUGCUUGUGGCGCUGGGAAACCUGGGUCUGCUGCUGGUGACCCUGUGGAGGCGGCUGGCUCCGGGCAAGGGCGAGAGGGUCCCCAUCCAGGUUGUGCAAGGACUGAGUAUGGUGGGCACAGCCCUUCUGGCCCCUCUGUGGCACCAUGUGGCUCCAGUGGCAGGGCAGCUCCACUCGGUGGCCUUUCUCACUCUGGCGUUUGUACUGGCGCUUUCCUGCUGUGCCUCUAACGUCACUUUUCUGCCCUUCCUGAGCCACCUACCACCUCCUUUUUUACGGUCUUUCUUUCUGGGUCAGGGCCUGAGUGCCCUUAUGCCUUGUGUGCUGGCCUUGGUACAGGGGGUGGGCCGGCUCGAGUGUCUGCCUGCUCCAGCCAAUGGCACCCCUGGCCCCCCCAUCAAUUUCCCUGAGCGUUUUACUGCCAGCACUUUCUUCUGGACACUGACUGCCCUUCUGGUCACUUCAGCUGCUGCCUUCCAGGGUCUUCUCUUACUACUGCCAUCACCACCAUCUGUACCCUCAGGGGGCCCAAGCACAAGCCUGCGGGUGAGAACACCAGGAGCGGAGGAAGAGGAAGAGGCCUCACCGCUGCAGGAGCCACCGGGCCAGGCAGCAGGCACCACCUCCAGCUCGGACCCUAAGGCCCAUCAGCUGUUUUCUGCCCGUAGUGCCUGCCUACUGGGUCUACUGGCUGUCACUAAUGCACUGACCAAUGGUGUGUUACCUGCUGUGCAGAGCUUUUCCUGCCUGCCCUACGGGCACCUGGCGUACCACCUGGCUGUUGUAUUGGGCAGCUCUGCCAACCCCCUUGCCUGCUUCCUGGCCAUGGCUGUGCUGUGCAGGUCCCUGGUAGGGCUGUGUGGCCUCUCUUUGCUGGGCAUGCUCUUUGCCACCUAUCUGAUGACACUGGCAGUCCUAAGUCCCUGUCCUCCCCUGGUAGGCACCUCUGCAGGUGUGGUCCUUGUGGUGCUGUCGUGGGUGCUGUGUGCAGGUGUGUUCUCGUAUGUCAAGGUGGCAGUCAGUUCCAUGCUGCAUGGCGGGGGCCGGCCAGCUUUGCUAGCCGCUGGUGUGGCUAUCCAGAUGGGAUCCCUGCUUGGUGCCAUUGCCAUGUUCCCUCCCACAAGCAUCUAUCACGUAUUCCACAGUGGAGAGGACUGUGUGGACUUGUGUGGCUCCUGAGCCUGGACAUGCGGGACUGACUCCAUCUCACUUGUCUCCUCCUGGAGGCUGCCAUAGUGCCUGAGUGCCUAUGGUCUGGGGAAGCCUCCUCAUACACAGACACUCAUGGACACCUGCACACUCCAAAAGAGACCUGGUGUUUCAGGCCAGGGUGAGGACCAAAGAGCAGACCUGGAGCCAAGGACACUGGGCUUCAUCAUGGGACUUGUGUGGGAUUUGCACAAUAAAGUAUCUUUAUUUAGUA